CUUUACCCUGAACAGCGGAAAAAUUCACUCUAUUGUUGCAUGACUAUGUGUAGCGAGAACAUGGUGUGACCUCAGCUAGUUUCCUGUAAUCUUGUGUCGUUUUAAGUUAUCUUGUACCGUUAGAGUUGACAGCUUUUGUUUACUGUAACAAUUACUUCAACUGUGCCUGGAAUCAGCUUGUGAAAUAUCCCUUCCAUAGCACCAGAGUGAUGCCUGUGACCCAGAGCUUUUCUGAAACAAGAAUGUUACGUUUGCCAUUUUGCAGUCCUUUGCGAUCCUACCAGAAUCCAAUGAUUUCUGAAAGAUCACUACCAAUGCCUCCACAAUCUCUUCAGUUAUCUCCUUCAGAACUCUGGGGUGCAGUCCAUCUGGUCCAGGAUGACAGUUUUAAGCACAUCUGUGUAAAAACAAGAGGGGUUCAGGGAAGGAUGUGCAAGUGAAGAGAUUGUAGCAGUGUCACUAAACCCAGAAUAGAACGUGAGGCUUGAGGAAAGAAAGCAUUGUGGAAUCUCUACAAGUUAAAGGCCACCUUUGGAAAAUUCAGGAGAACAAAGGUGCAGAAUGCGAAAACAUUACAGAUUACUUGAAAAAUUUGGUCUGGUUUUCAUAGGAACACUAGGCUUAAUGUACAUUUUUGGUCACGACAGCCAGUCAGAACCAAUUGACAUUGUGCCCCGGGAAGCCAUCCAACCAGUGGGCUUGCACAGCAUUGAUGCUGUCCAAACUGAGAAGCCAAAACCUGCACCCAUGUGCAGAGAAAAUCUGAGUGUCUCAAGUUUGCCAACGUUUGCGGAUCAGCCACAGAAUGUGAAGGACUUCCUGAGGUACAAGCACUGUAGGGAUUUCGGUCUCCUGCAGAACGUGCCAGGCAAGUGUGGGGGGCCGGCGAAUUCUCACAAUGUCUUCUUGCUGCUGGUGAUCAAAUCUGACCCCUUCAAUCAUGACCGGCGUGACAUGGUGAGGAGGACAUGGGGGAAGGAGCGGGUAUUCCAGGGUGUCCAGAUCAAGCGGGUCUUCAUCACCGCCGUGUCUCCGAACCAGCACGAGCAGAAGAAACUGAACCGGGUGCUGGAGCUGGAGAACCGGCAACAUCGGGACAUCCUGCAGUGGGAUUUCCUGGACACCUUCUUCAACCUGACCCUCAAGCAGUACAAACUGCUUCAGUGGCUGGAUAUCCAUUGCCCCAAGGUCCAGUUCAUCUUCAAUGGAGAUGACGAUGUCUUCGCCAAUAGCGACAACAUGGUUGAGUACCUGCAGAGUGUGGAGGCCGGUCAGAAGGGAGGACUGCAUCUCUACGUGGGGCACCUCAUCGCUGGUGUGGGCCCCAUCCGGGAGAGGUGGAGCAAAUAUUACAUCCCCGAGGUGGUGACCACCUCCCAGUCCUACCCACCCUACGCAGGUGGCGGGGGAAUCCUCAUGUCACAGUACACGGCCAGUGUCAUUUACACUGUGGCCCGCGGGAUCGAAGUCUUCCCCAUCGACGACGUGUUCUUCGGCAUGUGCCUGGAGAGAGCGGGCCUGGCCCCCAAAUCUCACAUGGGUUUCCGGACGGCUGGUGUGUGGGUACCGUCCCCCCAGGAUGACUCGUUUAACCCGUGCUACUACCGGGAGCUGCUCCUGGUGCAUCGCUUCCGGCCGUAUGAGCUGCUCUUGAUGUGGGAGGCAGUGCACAACAGCAGCCUGCGAUGUGCCCGAUCCCCUCCAGAAGAUGGUGUUGCAACAGACAUAGGGCACCACGAGUCAUGAAUCACCUGAACCUUGGUACUGUGGGUGGCACAGUAGGACUCAUGUGCCUACUUAUUGAAGGAAACCCUUACAAAUAGACUUCAGUAGCUACCGCAUCGCCAUUCAGCACCCCCUUGCCCAAUCAAAUAGGGAAUAUCUUGUUUGGCAGUUACCCAGGCCAUUCUCCCUCUGAAACUACAGCCUGCCCUCCACCUGCUGAGCGUUGAGGGUGUCAACAAUGUGGGGUAUCUUAGCUCAGUCCACUGCACGGCUUGUCUGGUGUCCCAGUGAGGCUUUACUGCAAAAUGGUCAAGAUCUAUCCCAUCUCCCAUCCUCAUAGCCCUGCUGCGUUGAUAGACGCUCACACUGAUGGACACUGAGUGACACACACACAGUGAAACACCGUGAGUGUGUUUUUGAGCGAAGCUUUUUGUGCCUAGGGAAUAUUCCCCAACAUUUUAACCCCUGUUUCCCUCCCCGCAAUCCCAUAUCUUUACCUCACCCAAAGCUCGGAGUGAUUAAUAAUAUUCCAACAGUGGAUGCUGAAGAUUGAGAGUUCAUGUGGGUCACCCUAUCGAGAAGCAAUUUCCAAAGUUGUCUAUGGGUCAGGGUGAAAAAGUAGCAAGUUGCUCAUGAUCCAUUUAGAUACUACAGUGUGGUUAGGUGAGCUGGGGUCAGUGAGUGGAAUGGAUGUGCUCAAUGCCAUUCCUCAUGCCUUUAAUUCUAACUUGAUACCCUGGCCUCCAUCCAUAGUUAACCCAAACUGAAUUGUUCCUCUUCCUGGUUUCCUGUUGAUCAAGGGAGUGGGUUCUUAUUUUGAUCAGCUUUGCAUCUCCAUGAUGCAAAUUUAAACUUUGAUACUGAUUUGUUUAAGUGCAGGAAGAGGGGAAAAAUACAACUUUGGUGUUGUUUAUACAGUUUGUGAGUUUGGUAGAAAAAUCAAAAAGCUAUUUCCUCAUUUUAAUAUUUUAAGAAGAAAGCAUGGAUUUAUUAAGAGCGAGCAGACUGUGAAUGAUUGCCACCAGACGUGUGAGAGAGAGAGAGAGAGAGUACCACCUUGCUGAGAUGCCAGUGCAAACAGGAGCGUGAAAGCAUUUGUUGCAUCGCUUAUGUCCGACAGUAACUAUAUGUUCAAAAAUGCUUUGGUUCUAAAAUGUCCAAAAUAUGUAAAAUGCCUUAAAUACAAACUGCCUUUCUACUAAAAUUUGAACACAUUCCUCCAA
Messenger RNA from Stegostoma tigrinum, 2948 nucleotides. RefSeq names its product N-acetyllactosaminide beta-1,3-N-acetylglucosaminyltransferase 3-like. The transcript is spliced from 4 exons. Gene Ontology annotation, molecular function: hexosyltransferase activity. Gene Ontology annotation, cellular component: membrane. Lineage: Eukaryota; Metazoa; Chordata; Chondrichthyes; Orectolobiformes; Stegostomatidae. Bases 562 to 1746 code for a protein of 394 amino acids. The record is from RefSeq and is a predicted model, not a curated record.